AUGACGCAGACAAAGGUCCUUAUCACCGGUGCAACUGGCUACAUCGGUGGCUCUAUCCUCACCCGGCUCCUCAAGUCAACCCAUCCUGAUAUCAAAAAUUUGUCAUAUACCGUGCUGGUGCGGAAGCCUGAGCAUGCAGAGCACUUCAAGUCCAUUGGCAUGACGCCAGUCAUGUUCGAGAAUCUCGACCAGGUGGACCUUUUGAAGAAGGAGGCGUCUGAGCAUGACAUUGUCAUCAACUCGGCGAGUGCAUUCAGAACACUGGGAGCAAGGGCAUUGAUUGAGGGAUUGGCGGAAAGAAAGAAGAAGACUGGCCAGCCAGUCUGGUUUAUUCACACAUCAGGUACAUCUAGCGUCGGCAAUCGUCCUGUUAGCAAAAUCUACACCGAAGAAGAUGCCCCAUUCGAGUUCAACGACAAGACUCAGGACAUUCACGCCUACGAAGUGAAGCGCGAAGCUCACGACUCAUAUCCUCAGCGAGCAUGUGAUGUUGCCGUGGUUGUAGCAGGAGAAGAACUCGACGUGCCGACAUACAUCCUCAUGGCGCCAACAAUCUACGGUAUCGGAUCGGGCCCGUUUAACAAGCGCUCAGUUCAAGUUCCCUUCUUGUCGCGACGAGCCUUGAAGAAAGGUUACGCAGAGUACAUUGGCGAGGGAGCCGGCGUAUGGGACCACAUUCACAUCGACGACACCACAAAGAUCUACGAACUACUAUUAGAGAAGCUCUUUGCAAAGGCAGAUGUGCCUUUUGGAAGAAAAGGUAUUUACUUUGGCGGCAGUGGGCGCCACUCGUGGAAGCAGGUCGCAGAAGGUAUCGCCAGGGCUGGCUUUGCGGCUGGCGUCUUGGAGGCUGAACCGCGGGCGAUUUCGCUGGAGGAUUUGGCGAGAGAUACGCCUGGUGCGGUUGAGCAAUACUUGGAACUAGGAUUUGCAUCAAGGUCGUGUACGAAUGCGGAGUUGACAAGAGAAGUGCUGGGAUGGAAGCCGGAGAUUGGAGAGGAGGCGUGGGAGAAGGGUUUUGUGGAAGAGAUUGAGGCGGCUUUGGCGCAGUAA
Molecule: messenger RNA, 1053 nt
Organism: Trichoderma harzianum CBS 226.95
Lineage: Eukaryota; Fungi; Ascomycota; Sordariomycetes; Hypocreales; Hypocreaceae
Exons: 3
Coding region: 1-1053 (350 amino acids)
Source: RefSeq, a predicted model, not a curated record